AUGGCCAACGAGGAAAUGGUCAAAUACACGUCGCUUCUCCAGAGAGACUCAACUAUUGCGAGGUUUAAAUCGUCCUAUGAACAAUGUCGCGUUCGUUCUAGAACCUCGAACGUACAAGCAACAGACGGGGAGAUGAUGGCAGUUUGCGCCUAUCUUGCAGGGCGCGAAGUAGCCGGAACAGCUGCGACUCGCGAGACGUGUGCUAGGCUGGCCUGUAUGACCGCCAAAACGUUCGAUCGCGUUGAGGAUGCCAUCCGCAAGCUACUCAAUCAAGGGACAUCGAGAAAAUCUUUGACUGUAACCUCCCUUGCCGAAAAAUAUGGGUUCCCCGAAGACGAUUUGGAGGCGGCGCGAGGCGUCGAGUCUGCACUCAAGUAUAGCAUCACUCGGGAACUACAAGAUGAGCGAGUAGUCUGUGGAGUUUUCUCCAUAGUCUGUAAAAACCUUGGAUAUUCAUCAGUUGCUUGGCUCAAAGAGGAGGCAAAGAUACACGAUCUCGACUUGAAAGAGGUCAGCUUGGUGACCAAGAGACUUGAAGGUGUCCAGGGCGAGCAGAUAGAAACAGUAAUACGGCGGUACAAGGAAGGUGGUCGACCAUCCCGACGCAAGCAGUCGUCUCAAAAGGCUCUUCAUCUUUCUUCAGUAACGAGGAGCUCGCCUUCUCCUGUGAAGCGAAAAGCACCAGAAGAAUCAUUACCAAGGCCAAGUCCGCUCAAGCGACCAAAGUAUUCCAUGGAGUCUGUUCCAUCUACUGCUCCUUCUUCACAGCGAGCUGCAUCUUCAGUACCUCCCUCUCCAUCCGAGGCCACUUCUUUCCGCAGCUCAAUCGUCAACGACUUGGUUGUAGACGACCCCGACCCAGAGGGUGGACCGGAAAAUGAAGACGGAGAGCCUGACUGGGAUGAGGAGUAUCUGGUCGAUUUGGAAGAUAUUGGAGGCCUUACCUGGGAGGACCUUGCCCAAGCUCGGCAAAAGGUGCUCACAUCGCGUUCAGCAACCAGACCACCAAGGUUAGUAUUCGCAGAUCGAGUUUUUUGGAAUAGUAGUAUCGUAUAA
Messenger RNA from Serendipita indica DSM 11827, 1056 nucleotides. The record is from the annotation of a GenBank genome assembly. NCBI's taxonomy places the organism in Eukaryota, Fungi, Basidiomycota, Agaricomycetes, Sebacinales, Serendipitaceae.